UAUAAGUUCAGCCUCAUGCCCAGUGCCGUCCUGUGGCCUUUCCAGCUCAGCAUGGCUCGGACAGUGGUAGCUCUAGUUAUCCCGGUGUUGCUGGGCCUGUGCUGGCCCCCAGCUGCUGCCAACCCUCUUCCUUCUGCCCAUGGGAAUGUUGCUGAAGGUGAAAAUGGGACCAGGCCAGACUCAGAUGUAACCGAACGCUGCUCGGAUAGCUGGAGCUUUGGUGCUGCUACCCUGGAUCACAAUGGGACCAUGCUGUUCUUUAAAGGGGAGUUCGUAUGGAAGGGUCACUCGGGGAUCCGGGAGCUGAUCUCAGAGAGGUGGAAGAAUUCCGUCAGUUCAGUGGACGCUGCUUUCCGUCGAGGUCCCGACAGUGUCUUCUUGCUCAAGGGAGACAAAGUCUGGGUAUAUCCUCCUGAAAAGAAGGAAAAUGGAUACCCAAAGUUGUUCGAAGAAGAAUUUCCCGGAAUCCCAUACCCAGUGGACGCAGCUGUGGAAUGUCACCAUGGGGAAUGCCAGAGUGAAGGCAUCCUUUUCUUCCAAGGUAACCGCAAGUGGUUCUGGGACUUUGCCACAAGAACCAAAAAGGAACGUUCCUGGCCGGCCGUUGGAAACUGCACUGCAGCUCUGAGGUGGCUCGAACGGUACUACUGCUUCCAGGGCAACCAGUUCCUGCGCUUCCACCCUGUCACCGGAGUGGUGCCUCCCAGGUACCCUCUGGAUGUCCGUGACUACUUCAUGUCCUGCCCUGGCAGAGGCCAUGGUAGACACAGAAAUGCAACUGCUCAUGGGAAUAGCACCCAUCCUAUGCAUCUACGUUGUAGCCCAGAUCCUGCCUUAUCUGCAUUGAUGUCUGACCACCGUGGCGCCACCUAUGCCUUCAGCGGCAACCACUACUGGCGUCUGGACUCCAGCCGUGAUGGGUGGCAUAGCUGGCCCAUUGCUCACCACUGGCCUCAGGGUCCUUCGACAGUAGAUGCUGCCUUUUCCUGGGAUGAUAAAGUCUAUCUGGUCCAGGGUACUCAAGUGUACGUCUUCCUGUCAAAGGGAGGCAAUACCCUAGUAAGUGGUUAUCCAAAGCGGCUGGAGAAGGAAAUUGGGAGCCCUCCCGGUAUCAACCUUGAGACUAUAGAUGCAGCCUUUACCUGCCCUGGUUCUUCCAGGCUCUAUGUCACCGCAGGACGGCGGCUAUGGUGGCUGGACCUGAAGUCAGGAGCUCAGGCGACAUGGACAGAACUUUCAUGGCCCCAUGAGAAAGUCGAUGGGGCCCUGUGUUUGGAAAAGUCCCUUGGCCCCAACUCAUGUUCUUCCAGUGGUCCCAGCUUGUACCUUAUCCACGGGCCUAAUUUGUACUGCUACAGCAGUAUAGACAAACUGACGGCAGCCAAGACUCUUCCUCAGCCCCAGAGAGUAAACAGCCUCCUCGGCUGCAGUCAGUAGAAGCCCUGAUGGGAAUUAGCCCUGCCCAGCCCACCUCUGUGUUUUCAGCCGAAUAAAAACCAAAUGGCUUCUUCACAUGA
Psammomys obesus (fat sand rat) is the source of this 1517-nucleotide messenger RNA. It is a transcript of the gene Hpx, whose product is annotated as hemopexin. Gene Ontology annotation, molecular function: heme transmembrane transporter activity. Gene Ontology annotation, biological process: intracellular iron ion homeostasis; heme transport. Bases 16 to 1437 code for a protein of 473 amino acids. The record is from RefSeq and is a predicted model, not a curated record. The transcript is spliced from 10 exons. Lineage: Eukaryota; Metazoa; Chordata; Mammalia; Rodentia; Muridae.